Molecule: messenger RNA, 1277 nt
Organism: Pisolithus orientalis
Lineage: Eukaryota; Fungi; Basidiomycota; Agaricomycetes; Boletales; Pisolithaceae
Exons: 2
Coding region: 69-1031 (320 amino acids)
Source: RefSeq, a predicted model, not a curated record
GUCUCUCAGCGCAUCUGACUCACUCCCUGACAAGGCUGCACAUCCACUUGCGACUUGAAGAGAUACAUAUGACAUUGCAAUACAAGAUCACCCAUGUUUUUUGUCCCCUACAGCUUCCUGAUGGAGAUGAUCAUUCUCACUCAAAUGAUCUUGCUCUAUCUGAAGCACUAUGCCAUUCGGCAUCCAGCUACUAUAGGCACCUUGAUAACCCUAUAAAAGGUCAUUGGAAAUGCGUGGAGAAGCUGUUGCACAAUCUUUACGAGGCAACGCGUCUUGAACAGUUAGAAGAAACUCUCGUCUCAUCUCAGCUCGAAUCUAUGGCAGUAGGGGAUGUCGUCGCCUAUCUCAUCCGUGCUCAGAAUGCAGCUGUUGUAUUCAGAAGAGGUGCAGAGGAAACCAUUGCAGAAUCAUUCGAAGUAUCCCCUACUGUGGCGGCAGUCAUGAGCUCCUGUGAUAAACUCGUGUGCUCGUACCCGGGCCCCGCGAUCGCCGUCCCAAAUGUAGUUUUUGGUGAUGCUGUGUUCCGCCUCGAGCUUGCCCAUUUUCUCUGCGAGAUGAACAAGGACAAUCUCGAUGCGGCUCCCACUACCCGCAAGGCGGGUACCACGGUCUCCGAGACGCGGGAUACGGUCCACCCUCGGUAUAUAACGGAACUAUUGACUGGCAUCCUGCGAGCCGUCGGCAGGCCUGCCGAUGUCCAGCGAAUUAACAAACGUAUCGGCGAUGACGUUGUAUGGCGCAAUUCCCAUCUCCCUUGGCGUCGCUCUUCGCUCUGGUUGAUAAUCAGAGUUGUCCUGCAGACUACCCUUGCACGAAAUGGUCUCGGGGUAGACGUCUACAAGGCAUUCGUGUUAUUCUUCAUGAAUGGACUCGCCGGAGAAGCCGUAGGCCACGGAAUGUCGGAUGAUGUCUUGCAUUGGAUAUCUGCCAAGCUCAGCCGCCGGUUGAUGAAGCUGGGGGAGUCGGCCCCCAACUGGUUGUCAGCCUACCGUGCUGUCGGGGUGUACAAACAUUCAAAAGCUGUUGUGUAAAAGAUGGAAGCAGGUGCAGGAUAUCGAUGCUUCCUCGCCGAUGUGGAAUCCUGCUUCCCUCAAUAUCUUGGCCGACACACAGCUUUCCCUACUGAAAGGUGCUAAGUACAUCAGCGGCAUCCUGAAUCAAAGUUACUCCGCUUUGCAGCCUGCCAGUUCUCUGACCAGCCGUCGCCCGCGCGGUAGUUUAGACAAAUUUCUAUCGACGAUGGGCGACUUCUUCGAGGAUGCUUACAAAGCUGACCC